Messenger RNA from Alnus glutinosa, 2796 nucleotides. Its product is annotated as pentatricopeptide repeat-containing protein At2g21090-like. NCBI's taxonomy places the organism in Eukaryota, Viridiplantae, Streptophyta, Magnoliopsida, Fagales, Betulaceae. Gene Ontology annotation, biological process: RNA modification. The transcript has a single exon. Gene Ontology annotation, molecular function: protein binding; RNA binding. Bases 25 to 1854 code for a protein of 609 amino acids. The record is from RefSeq and is a predicted model, not a curated record.
UUUUCGCUUGAUGAUUGAUGAUUGAUGCCUGGCGUCCCAUUAACAGACAUGUUCCCUCUCAGUCUCACUUUGCCUCUCCAUGUUCCGUCGGUCCAGGUGGUGAUCAAGCCAUUGGUCAUGCUCCCUAGUGAUAUCAUCUCAGCCGUAGAUCAAUACGCAUCAUUCAUUUCAAGAUGCAUCAAGGCCAAGAAUCUAAAACUGGGCAUGGCCCUGCACUCACACCUUAUCAAAACAGCACUCUCCUUCAACCCCUUCCUAACCAACGGGCUCAUAGACAUGUACUCCAAAUGCAACUCCACAGAAAGUGCCCAAAAGGCCUUUGAUGACCUUCCCAUUAGAACCACUCCGUCUUGGAACAUUAUGAUCUCCAUGUACGCUGGAUCAGGCAUAUUCAGUAAAGCUCAUAAAUUGUUCGACGAAAUGCCGAAACCAAACCUCGUUAGCUAUAACUCUUUGAUUUCUGGUUUUACCCACCAUGGGUUUUAUAAAGAAUCUAUUAUGCUAUUUCUACAAAUGCAGAAAGAAUACCAGUGUCUAAUCAUGGAUGAGUUCACGCUAGUCAGUAUAGUUGGUGCUUGUGCUCGUUUGGGUGCUUUAGCAGUGUUGGGUCAAGUUCAUUGGGCAGCAAUUGUUAUAGGCUUGGAGUUCAAUAUUAUUAUUCAUAAUGCCUUGGUUGAUGCUUAUGGGAAAUGUGGUGACCCUGAUACCUCAUAUUCUAUUUUUAGUCGAAUGCCGGUGAGGGAUGUUGUGUCUUGGACUUCAAUGGUUGUUGCUUUUGCUCGGGCAUCUAGACUUGAUGAUGCUUGUCGAUUAUUUAAUCAAAUGCCCGUUAAGAACUCUGUCGCUUGGACUGCUUUGGUCGCAGGCUUUACACAAAAUGGUCAUGGGACUGAAGCAUUGGUUCUUUUUUGGCAAAUGCUGGAAGAAGGUGUCUGGCCUGGCGCUCAUACUUUUGUUAGUGUUUUAAGUGCCUGUGCGGAUUUAUCACUUGUUCAAAGAGGAAAACAGAUUCAUGGGCAUAUCAUUCGGAGGAGCACUAGUAGCAACUUGUUUAAUGUGUUCGUGUUUAAUGCUUUAAUUGACAUGUAUUGCAAGUGUGGAGACAUGAAAUCUGCUAAAACAUUGUUUGAUUUGAUGCCUGAAAAGGACAUAAUCUCUUGGAACUCAUUAAUAACUGGGUUUGCUCAGAAUGGGCUUGGGGAGAAGUCACUUGUUCUAUUUCAGAGAAUGAUGGAAGCAAAGAUAAAACCAAAUCCUGUCACAUUUUUGGGGGUGCUGUCUGCCUGCAGCCACACUGGUCUACUAUCUGAAGGAAUCCGAAUUCUUGACUCGAUGCAGAAGGAUUAUGAUGUAAAUCCAAGACCUGAUCACUAUGCGAUAUUGAUUGAUUUGCUUGGGAGGAAAAGCAGACUCGAUAUAGCAGUGGAGUUAAUUAAGAAAGCUCCUAAUGGUUCAGAUCAUGUGGGGAUGUGGGGUGCACUGCUGGGUUCUUGUCGAGUCCAUGGGAAUUUGGAUCUGGCUAGAAGAGCUGCAGAAGCUCUGUUUGAGUUGGAACCCAGCAAUGCCGCAAGAUAUGUUAUGCUAUCAAACAUUUAUGCUGCAGCUGGUAGAUGGAGUGAUGUCGAUAGAGUCAGAAGGCUCAUGGAAGAGAGAGGUUUGAGGAAUGAAGCAGCUUAUAGUUGGAUUGAGGUGAGGAAUGUGAGACAUGAGUUUGUAGCCAAAGAUAGGGUCCAUUGUCACAUAGGGGAGAUAGUUCAAGUGGUUGGAAAGCUGGUAAAUAAUAUGAAGGAUGCUGGAUAUCAACCUUAUAUCAACAGCCUUUUUCUUUUAGAUGAGUAUGAUGGCGUUUCUUGAUAUGAUCUUCUUAACUAGGCGAGAAUUUGCAAACACAUGGAUGGAUGAAUGCCUGCUCAAAAAGAUUAAGAAUGCAGCAUAGCUGGCCAGGGUAGGUUCAGUUUCUCCGUUAGUCCAGCUAUGCAUCUUUCCAUUAAAACCUUUAGCCAAUGUCAGAAUUCUUUUCAGUAUGACCAUUGACUACAUAAGAUAAAGCUCCUGCUGGCAUUUACCUCGAGGCUUAUUCUGCAUCUUGAAACCAACUGCAAUUGGAAACCAGUUAUCUCUGAAUUGGCCAUUUAUUUGCAAUCACGAGUUUUCAUUAACCUAUACACCACCAAAUUUUUGUAAAGUACACAACAGAGUGAAGCCAUCUGGUUGCAGCAUCUGAGCUACACGCAAAAUCUCUGCACUUGAUAGGACAAAACUUCUGAAUUCUGUUUACCUUACCACCAAUAGCAGCUGGGGUUUUUGAAUUCUCGGCGUUCUCGCUAUAACAAGAUGAGCAGAUCGCUUGGUAUACAGCGGCAAACAGCCAAAAAAGGAUACUGUUUCAAUGUUUAUUAGCCUUCUAGAAGGGCCAGUACACCUUCUGAGGCCAUACACACACAUAUGGUAGGAUAGGCACUCCAAUGAGGACCAAGUGCACAAUGAAGAAGGGAGUUUCUGAAGAAUGUCCGUUUCUGUGUCAGCAAUAAGUUCUUAGUAUAUGUAGGAUGCAGCCAUGAGACUUCUUAAAUUCCAGGAGAGAAUUUUAGUUGAUAUUAACUCGAAAGGUAUUUAUUGUGUGUUAGUUGUCUUUUUUUUUUUUUUUUUUUUUUCCUGUUUUUCCAUCUCAUGUUCAUUGACCUAGCGCCAGUUGCCUCCUUCAUUCUUUAGGCUGAUACCUAUGUUUGCAUUCUACAAUUUUAUGAUUAAAGGAUAGUGGCUUGACUCUUGAGAGUUAGUAAUAUAUAUAUGAAA